Molecule: messenger RNA, 777 nt
Organism: Drosophila hydei
Lineage: Eukaryota; Metazoa; Arthropoda; Insecta; Diptera; Drosophilidae
Exons: 2
Coding region: 1-777 (258 amino acids)
Source: RefSeq, a predicted model, not a curated record
AUGCGUGGAUUUAUUCUUAUUUUCCUGUGGGCUGCCGUUUGUGGCGCUGACAAGUUAGGCUACAACUAUCAGCCAGUAGCCCAUGCGGACGAGGGCCUUUCGUUGGUGUCCGGCAACGGAUUGACCUCAGUAUCAGGUGUACCUACAUCGCAGCAUGGCGAGGCUGAGCUCUCAUUACCCAUCGAUGCACCAAUUGCUGCACCGGCCCAAAGGUCAAUCAUUCCCCAGCCGGCACCGCUUAUUGAGGAAUUUCAAAAGGAGUUCUACUCAUAUGCUGCGCCCGAGGACCAGUUCGAAGAGGGCAUUAAUAAUCAGCAAAUCGCUGACUCGUUGAAGAAAAAUCUGCGUAUUGUGUUCAUUCGCACGCCCGAGAAUCGCGGUUUCGAACGUGCCGCCCUGCAACUCGCGAAGCAAUCUGCCCAGCAGGACACUGCUAUCUAUGUCCUGAGCAAGCAGGCAGAUGUUGCCAAUCUGGCCAAACAGCUCAAUGCACUCAAGUCGAGCUCCAACAAUAAGCCCGAAGUCCACUUUGUCAAAUACCGUACUCCUCAAGAUGCUGCUAAUGCCCAGCUGGCUAUUCAGAAUCAAUAUAAUCAAUUGCCCGGUGUCUCACGCAUCUCCAACGAAGGCAGUGCAAAAGUUUUGAACUUUGCCUCCCAGGCACCUGCACCCCAAAUUAGCACAGUUCGCGCUCCCAGCUCUGAGUACCUGCCGACCAAUGUGGUAUCUUCACAGGACUAUCUGCCCCCCGCAUUGCGCCGUUUUCGUGUCAAGUAA